GGUGUGACGGGGCCGGCGUCGCAGCGAAGUUGCAAGUCGGCGAAAGCGGCGGGAAGUUCGUACUGGGCAGAAGGCGACGGGUCUGCGGCUCGGGUGAAAAUGCCUCGUGUAAAAGCAGCUCAAGCUGGAAGACAGGGCCCUGCAAAGAGACAUCUUGCAGAACAUUUUGCAGCUGGGGAGAUAAUCACUGACAUGGCAAAAAAGGAAUGGAAACUGGGAUCACCCAUUGGCCAAGGUGGUUUUGGCUGUAUAUAUCUUGCUGAUAAGAAUUCUUCAAAAUCGGUGGGCAGCGAUGCACCCUGUGUUGUAAAAGUGGAACCCAGUGACAAUGGACCUCUUUUUACUGAACUAAAGUUCUACCAGCGAGCUGCCAAACCAGAACAAAUUCAGAAAUGGAUUCGUACCCACAAGCUGAAGUACCUGGGUGUUCCUAAGUAUUGGGGGUCUGGUCUACAUGAUAAAAAUGGAAAAAGUUACAGGUUUAUGAUAAUGGAUCGCUUUGGGAGUGACCUUCAGAAAAUAUAUGAAGCAAAUGCCAAAAGGUUUUCUCGGAAAACUGUCUUGCAGCUAAGCUUAAGAAUUCUGGAUAUUCUGGAGUAUAUUCAUGAGCAUGAAUACGUGCACGGAGAUAUCAAGGCCUCAAAUCUUCUUCUCAGCUACAAGAAUCCUGACCAGGUGUACUUGGUAGAUUAUGGCCUUGCUUAUCGGUACUGCCCAGAAGGGAUUCACAAAGAAUACAAAGAAGACCCCAAAAGAUGUCACGAUGGCACGAUUGAAUUCACCAGCAUCGACGCGCACAAUGGCGUGGCCCCCUCAAGACGUGGUGAUUUGGAAAUCCUUGGCUAUUGCAUGAUCCAGUGGCUUAGUGGCCAUCUUCCUUGGGAGGAUAAUUUGAAAGAUCCUAACUAUGUUAGAGAUUCCAAAAUUAGAUACAGAGAAAACAUUGCGGGUUUGAUGGACAAAUGUUUUCCUGAGAAAAACAAGCCAGAUGAAAUUGCUAAAUACAUGGAAACAGUGAAAUUACUGGACUAUGCUGAAAAACCUCUUUAUGAGAAGUUACGAGAUAUUCUUUUGCAAGGACUAAAAGCUGUAGGAAGUAAGGACGAUGGCAAACUGGACCUCAGUGUUGUGGAGAAUGGAGGUUUGAAAACAAAAACAAAAGCAAAGAAGAGAAAGAAAGAAAUUGAGGAAAGCAUGGAAUCUAGUGUUGAAGAUAUGGAAUGCUCAGAUACACGGACAGAAGAGGCCACACAAACCCGUUCGAAAACCAGAAAGAGAGUCCAGAAGUAAAUCAAAUGCUGUGAACCAGUUUUUCUUUUCUUCCUUUCAUUUGACCUUUUCCUCUUUUUCUUUAUUAAGUGUCUUCUUUUCAUGUGAGUCUUGUUGGGAGGGAGAUAGCAGUAGAGUACCUAUGUCUUUGAAAAACAAACUUUUUUAAUUAAAAUAAAUACUUUGUACAUUUUAUUAAAGCCUAAUUUAUAAAAGUUUGCAAUCUUAAGGUUAUACCCUGUAAGCUAUUCCAUGCUUUGUGUGUUUGAGGUUCUGGAGUACAUAUAAGAAAAAUUACUAUGACAUGCACUUUUCUAAUCAUUGUAUAUUUUCCAGAGUGUAUAAAAUCUGGCAAAAUCCUUACUUUUAAGGAAAUACACAACUUAAAAUAAAGGUCUCCUUUUGCUUAAUACAAAUACACAAUUUGUUGUGGCCAUAA
Molecule: messenger RNA, 1708 nt
Organism: Camelus dromedarius (Arabian camel)
Lineage: Eukaryota; Metazoa; Chordata; Mammalia; Artiodactyla; Camelidae
Gene: VRK1
Product: VRK serine/threonine kinase 1
Exons: 13
Coding region: 100-1290 (396 amino acids)
Biological process (GO): peptidyl-serine phosphorylation; signal transduction
Cellular component (GO): cytoplasm; nucleus
Molecular function (GO): protein serine/threonine kinase activity; ATP binding
Source: RefSeq, a predicted model, not a curated record